Guyanagaster necrorhizus is the source of this 773-nucleotide messenger RNA. RefSeq lists its product as uncharacterized. The transcript is spliced from 3 exons. The record is from RefSeq and is a predicted model, not a curated record. NCBI's taxonomy places the organism in Eukaryota, Fungi, Basidiomycota, Agaricomycetes, Agaricales, Physalacriaceae. The coding region runs from base 1 to 618 and encodes 205 amino acids.
AUGGCAGUGUCGUCCCCGUUUCUUCUGGGCCCAAACGAAGACCCUGCAUUAUUAUGGAUCCCCCACCUGACCACGACAACAAAGGCCGCCGGAAAAAAAGGCCAUUUUAUCUGUGUCAUGGCCACAUUUUCAUCGUCUGAGGGCCAGUACGAGCGCCUUGGAAAGCUUCUCCAGCGAUUUGUCAUCCCUAUUGAACCAAAUGAACAACUUCUUCUUAACUCGGAUAUGUACGCAUUGAAGAUCUACCCAGCUUGUCAUAAUCCUCAGCAGUGGGCUAUCUCUAUUAUCAUAUUUAUGGAGUUGCCUUACUGUAUCAAUCAGUGGGCUUCUUGGGAGAACGAUACACGGGAAAUUGAGGGCUUAAAGCAAGAGAUGUACGAUGGGCUUGUGGACUGGAAACCUGACCGAAGUAAUAGCGACAACGCAUCGAUAUACUCGUGCCCUUCCAACACAUCUGCAUUUUCUAUCAACAGUAUGAAGUCGUUCUAUACCCAACAUCCACUCUGUGGAAGCAUUGCAACAUUGCAAACCAUCUUUGAAUCCACCACUCCUACAUAUCCUAGCUUCACCCUUGACGAUUUCCCACCUCCGCCUUCAAAGGUCUGCGCCGUAUACUAAAUGUAUCGUUCCAUCCACCCGCGUUAUUUGUGGUGCCCAUGUUCCGGCUGACCGUGAGCCGGGAGCCGUUAUCUCCUACAUUCACCUGUAUCGAUCAAUUGAAGUAUGUAUAUUACUAGGUAAUUUGUAUCUUUACACAAACUUGUAUUAAAUAG